AUGCUGCGCCCUCGCGGGGUUCCGCGGCGCGCCAGGCCGACAUCGGCGCGAAGGAGGGGCCAGGCGGGGGGAGGGGAAGCGAUCUUCUUUCUGUACACCAGGCUGCUGGAGGUGGUGGAGAAUCUGGAGGCCAAUGGCCCGGCGCCAAGGCUCGCGAACGGCUCCUCGAAACCCAGGGGGCCCCCAGCGCAGGAACGCAAGGCUUCGCGCCGCAAGGCCCCGGCCUUCGACCUGGUGGGCAGCAUGCGGAGCAGGGUGGCGCUGCUCCAGAAACAGCCGAUUUUCAAAAUCGGGCAUCGCUGGAGCUCGGCGGCGAAGCUGGCGGGCAAGAGGCGAGAGUUGUGGAAGCGCGCAGGGGGGCUAUGGUUCGUGGUUCCCCAGCCGCGGAAUGGCGAGCCCGCCCCGCCUGGGUGCGUGGUCAAGGCCCAUAGGCCGCGUGAUCGUCAGGCCAAGCGGGGCGUGUUGGACGGGCACGCUGGGCGUUUGUUCUCCCCCGCCAAGGCUCUCGAGCCCCGCGAAGAUUCAGGAGAUCGCGAAGACCCCGUGGCCGCGAGCGCGGAAGAGGGAGAAGGGGGCAGCGGCAGGAUCACUGGCUGCGCCAGGUGCCUGACGAUCGAUCAAGUGCGGCGCCUGGGACGGCGAAAGCCGCCGCCGCGACUUCCGGCGCUGUCUGAGGAGCCGUUGAGGGGCCAGGGCAGCGACUGGUGCCGCCCGCGGGGCUCCAAGGGGCUGCACCAGGCGCUGCAGGACGCGCUGGAGGACAUCCGGAGGGACAAGUUCGUGGUGCGGCGGUCAGCGAUCGACACCCUGGGGGUGUACGCCACGGAGGCGAUCGCGGAGGGGAUGGUGCUGAUGGAGUACACCGGGGAGAUGGUGCGGCGGACGGUGGCCGACCUGCGGGAGAGGGAGUACAUGGCGCGCGGCCUGGGCUGCUACUUCUUCGGCGUGGGCAGGGACUACGUUGUGGACGCCACGGCGAUGGGCGGCAUCGCCAGGUACGUAAACCACUCCUGCGACCCCAACUGCUACACCAAGCUGCAGUACCCCGCGCGAAACCACACCAGGGGGAGCGUGUCCCUGGAGGACCAGCACAGGCGGAUGGUGGUGCUGCGGGCCAAGAGGGACAUUGCGCCCGGCGAGGAGCUGACCUACGACUACAAGCUGUCGCCGGCGGAGGGCGCGCCGGCGCUGCCGGGCCAGGAGAGGGCCGACGGGGUGGGCGUCAUACGCUGCACCUGCAACGCGCGGAACUGCCGGCGCUACCUGUGA
This is a messenger RNA of Ostreobium quekettii, 1269 nucleotides long. The record is from the annotation of a GenBank genome assembly. Lineage: Eukaryota; Viridiplantae; Chlorophyta; Ulvophyceae; Bryopsidales; Ostreobiaceae.